Molecule: messenger RNA, 3339 nt
Organism: Suillus clintonianus
Lineage: Eukaryota; Fungi; Basidiomycota; Agaricomycetes; Boletales; Suillaceae
Product: Pkinase-domain-containing protein
Exons: 4
Coding region: 1-3339 (1112 amino acids)
Biological process (GO): intracellular signal transduction; microtubule cytoskeleton organization; protein phosphorylation
Cellular component (GO): cytoplasm
Molecular function (GO): protein serine/threonine kinase activity; tau-protein kinase activity; ATP binding
Source: RefSeq, a predicted model, not a curated record
AUGGACAGUCUUCAAAUCCCGGACAAUUCUUAUGCAGGUCCUUCUAGACACAAUGGCGCUUCGCGUCCUGUGUCUGUGUCUCCAUCACCUGUAACCACGUCACAGUCCACGUCACGGAGACAAAGGGCAUCACACCAAGUAGUCUCUUCGCAGCAGCAACUCCAGCAGCAAGCCGAAGAUCAACCAGCUUAUCGCGACGUUUACUCCCACCCAGCUGCUGUGGCAUAUACUGCAGCCCACCCAAGGCGUACUAUUCCGAAGUUUGGGCCCUACAUUUUACUUCAAACCGUCGGAGAAGGAGAAUUCGGGAAAGUGAAGCUUGGGUUACACAGUCAAUGGGGAGAAGAAGUCGCUGUCAAGCUUAUACGGCGAGGCAACAUAGACACCACUGUGCGGAUGUCUAAGGUGGAGCGUGAGAUUGAGGUUCUUCGGACCCUCAAGCACCCCAAUAUUGUUCGGUUAUACGACGUAAUUGAAACGGAUAAAUAUAUCGGCAUCAUUCUCGAGUACGCCUCCGGCGGCGAGCUCUUUGAUCACAUCCUGGCUCAUCGGUAUCUAAAAGAGAAAGAUGCUGCCAAGCUCUUCUCUCAGCUAAUUUCGGGCGUCUGGUACAUCCACCAAAAGAAGAUUGUUCACCGCGACCUCAAGCUUGAAAAUUUACUUCUUGAUCGUCACCGUAAUGUCAUUAUCACUGACUUUGGAUUCGCCAAUCGCUUCGAGCAUCGCGCAGAUGAUCUCAUGCAGACGAGCUGCGGUUCACCUUGUUAUGCCGCUCCAGAGCUGGUCAUUUCAGAAGGGCUCUAUGUCGGUUCUGCCGUCGACAUUUGGUCCUGUGGCGUCAUAUUGUAUGCCAUGCUUGCAGGAUAUCUUCCUUUCGACGAUGACCCUGCCAACCCCGACGGUGAUAACAUCAAUCUGUUAUACAAAUACAUUGUCAACACACCCCUCUCUUUUCCCGACUAUGUCUCUGCGGAAGCCAGAGAUCUCCUCGCUAUGAUGCUGGUUCCUGAUCCAACACGGCGUGCUGAUCUGCGGUCCAUCAUGGCACAUCCGUGGCUAUCAACGUACGCAUACCUCUUCGAGAAGAACGUGGAUGACCUUGAGCAUGUUGCGAUGGAGCAGCACCAGCAGAGGAGACUGGCGUACCAAAGGCAGAUGAGGCAGGCUGCGGCUGCGGCAUCGGCCAAAGAUCCUGCCAAGGUGUCGCGGACACAGAGCGCACGGGUUGAAGGCAUCUUAAACAGCGCUGGUACCUCCGCACCACCACCAAGGAGCCACUCCUACAGAGACCACCCAUCUGGUCAGCCGGAGCUGAUCUAUGACAGUUCAGUAGACCAGUCCAUUUACUCCUCGUCUUCUCCUGCCAAUCCCAUUCCCGCUUCCCGUAAAGGCGCAGUUUCUGCCAUCGUCAUGCCGAAGACCGUACAAUCGUCCAAUGAUGAUGAUCCCUUCGCACCGUCUUCGCACGCUGUUCAUAUCCCCGUUACCAUUUCCAAACCCAAUGACACAGCGUCGGUAGGAAGGAGUAGUAGAGAAGGCAGUUCUCAAGGGGCCCAAUCUUCGCGUCAUGGUCCCCCGCCAUCUGCCCAUAUCGCGACAGAUUCCGGAAAGAAGAAAGGCAUGAUCGAUAGACAUACGAUCCAGGUCGAGUAUACUGACCAGAGUGCUCCAACGCCGGAGCUCGCUCCAAACUUCAGCCAAUCCAUCACCAAGAAGGGCAGCUCACAGACGGGUACCUCAGAUCGCAUCAUUUCCACCUCAAUCGCCAGUUCUCCUGCAAAGGAAAAGUCCAGCCACGACUCUUCUUUCAAUGCAAACCCGAGGCCACUUCCUGCCCCUCCUGCAGUCAGCACUCCGUCACGAAACCAGCCAUCUCAGCUUUCUUCCUCGACCUUACGUGCUGCGCAAAAUCGGACACCUACCGUCUCUGUUUCUCCAGCAAGUCCCCCUAUGUCUAUGGAAGACAAGUCGUUUCGGUCUGUCAAGACAGGCAAUGGCACCAGUUCAACAAAUUCUACCUCUAGCCGCCACCGGAAAGGACUCUCCAUCGACAAGUUCGGUUUGGGCAAGAUUUUUGGUACAAAUGGCGAGCACGCUGCGGCCAAUGGAUCCACGUCCCGUGUGCCGUCGGAGAGCUCUGCUGCUGGGGCAUCUUCUAUCGUAGAGGAGAGGAGAGGAUCAGCGCAGAACAGUGUCAGCGAUGUUCCAGCUUCUCGCUCCAAGUCUUCGCUCCUCAGUCCAGGAGGAUCCAACAACAUCACUGACGCCGAGGCAAGCAAAAAGAACCGGCGGAAUACCCUCACCGUUAUGGUUGAGCCAUUCAGCCGCUCAAUCAAAUCACUCUCGAAGAAAACGCCUACUGACACGCCAGUCAAGGAGAAAAACAUUCCACCCUCCGCUAUCGCCUCACCUCAGAAGCAAACCGCUGUGUUCCCUACCCUGGACAAGAUGCAAGAUGGACCCACUGGCGAUAUGCCAGCUUCAACGACGAAGGCACGCAACGUCAUGCAAUGGUUCCGGAGGAAGAGUACCGCCAAGGCUGGCAGGGACAUCGACGAUUCCCCCGACAUGUCUCCCUCUCGUAGGACAGACUAUUCUUCGCCAAUUCCUGCCUCGAGAAUGGAGAUCAGAAACGCGGACCUAUCCAGUUCAUACCCUGCGCAAGAGAAUUCCUUCUCGUUCAGCAAAGCCGGACGCAUGUUCUCGUCGUCGUCGCCGUCGGCAAAAGAUGUCUUGCGAAUCCACCAUGGCGCUGUUGAUCAGACUACUAUCACGACCAGGCCUCCUCCUGAGGUGAUCAAACAUGUAUGCCAGGUGCUCGAGGGAAUGGGCAUUGAACUCAAAUCGGAGAGCGAAUACAAGUACCGCUGUAUACGGGCGAAGAGGAAGAAGAGUGGUACUAUUGGCUUGGGAUUCAGUGGAAGCGGUAAUGGGUUAGCUGCGUUCACGAUGGUUGGGUCAGCAGCAUCCAAUGGGGUUGACAAGCGCGGAUUGCCUGUGCCAUCAACCUCGUCGUCAGCGGGAGGGAUGCUCAAAGGUUUGCUUAUGCGUAGGCAGUCUUCCCAGGUAUCAGGCGUUGCGCCAUCCCAGGUGUCGAUGGAUGAUGACAGUGGUGUCACGGCUUCAUCGCCGGUCGAUUCACCAUCGGGCACUAACGAGACAGUUUAUGGUGACACUAGCCAAGACGCAGGGGAUGAAGUCCGCUUCUCAAUCGAGUUGACACGCAUAGAUCGUUUGAAAGACACGUACAGCCUCGACAUCCGUCGUUUGAAAGGUAAUCUUAGGAGCUACAAGUUCUUGUAUGACACCAUCAGAGAGCGUGCCGAUUUACAGCGAUAA